This is a messenger RNA of Anolis carolinensis (green anole), 4632 nucleotides long. RefSeq names its product KIAA1210 ortholog. Bases 357 to 3068 code for a protein of 903 amino acids. The transcript is spliced from 12 exons. NCBI's taxonomy places the organism in Eukaryota, Metazoa, Chordata, Lepidosauria, Squamata, Anolidae. The record is from RefSeq and is a predicted model, not a curated record.
AUCUGGAAGAAACGGCACUCUGCACAUGGCCCGGGGAGCCUUUGACCAAGAGGAAGCUGCCUGGCAAAGGACCCAAGCAAUAGGUCCAUAGCGUGCCUUUCAGUCUAGAAGGUGUCCAAUUGCAUGCAUUCUGCAAUAUAUUAUAAGAAAAGGCACUCUGCACAUGCCCUGGGGAGCCUUUCUUUCUGCCAAGGAGCUUGGCUGGAGCUCCUCCCCUUAAGAAGGAAGGAAGGAAGGAGGGAAGGAAAGAGAGGGAGAGAAAGAAAGAAAGAAAGAAAGAAAAGAGGAGGAGCAACAGAGAAGAGCUGGAGGCAGGAAGGAGCUGGAGCAACGCUGUUGCAGAAGGCGACUGUGUUAUGGCGGCCAAACCAAUGGAUCCCACAGAGCCGCCGGACGUGGAAGACGCGGGAGAGGAGUUUUCAAGGAAGAAAAAGUCCCGGUUCCAGAGUUUCAAGGACUUCUUUGCCAAGAAGAAGAAAGCCCGGGCGGGUCCGGCGUCCUUGGGAGAGGCCAAGAUGAAGCCCAGCCAGUCCAGCUCCGACCUGGCGGCCACGGACUCCGGACCCGGCUCGGUCCACUUGCCGACGGAGCCCACAAUAUCCAAAGGGAAGAUGGGAAACAAAGCCUUAUCGCACGACAGCGUCUUCAUUUGCGAAUCGUUGCCCGAUGUAGCCGACAAAACAGCCUCGGAGGAAGGCCUUCCAGGGCUGCAGCUUCGGUUACAGUCAAAUCUUCGUCCCGGCUCGCCCGCGCUUGUCAUCCCUGGCAAAAGGGCAGACGCCGCCGGUGCCAUGUCGGAAGAUGACGGCUUGCCUAGAAGCCCUCCGGAGAUCUCAACUCUCCACGACGUCCUGGCCUGUUCCACGAGUGAGCCUUCCAACCCAUUCCAGCGCCAAAGCUCUUUGAGUUUAGACAGUGAAGAUGGCCAGGUCGCCUCCGAAUCCGCCUCCAGACCUCUCAGCCCAGCAGUUCUUGGGAAUCCUGUCUUACCAACGGGACACUUUGUUCCGGCCGAUUUCAACAGUCCGGCCACUCCAUCGAGCUGCUUGGACACCUCGGCCGCCAGGCACAAGAUGGCCGUGAAUCCGCGGCGGCAGAAGGUCUUUGCCAACAAAACACUUUUCAUGGAACGGCUAGAGAAGGAGGAAGGCUCUUUUGGAACCGCCGAAGGGGAACCGAGCCCACCAGAACCGCCCGAAGGUGUGGAAAGACAGGAUUGGAAAGGCCUUUCAGCCCAGGAUGCAAAGACCCCAAGUUGGACUAACAACGUAUUGCCCAUGACGAGGGUGGCCGAUGCUUUGCGCUAUUCCUGGAAUGCCGGACCCGGCGCAGAUGGGGAUUGGCGUCUUGCUUUGGAGACGGACAAGGAGACCGCUGUGCAGGUGGAUUUCCGGAAUGAAGAAAAAGAGGAUAUGGAGGAGGAAAGGGUGAGAAGAACGGAUGGCCUCAAACACCAUGAAGGUGCCGAAUCUUUACCGCUGGAGGCAGAAGCUGCUACGCUUGGCGAUUUGCCAUUUUUGGUUAUGUCUGGAGAUGUUCCAGGAAGGGACCAUUAUCAACCAUUAUCGUCUUGCUCGCAGCUGGAAGACCAAGACUCAAGGAGUGGUAUUGAUACAAAAUAUGGUGAGAAAGCAGGAGAUAGGACUUGGAACGGUUCUUGGAGCCCGGUGUCCGAUUCUGCAGAGUUCGUUCCUUCACCAGUUUCAGAGUCUUUGUCCGAGGCAGAGGAGAUCUCCACCUUUGAAGACGUUCCAGUGGUCAAAGAAGAAGCGAGAGAAUCUGUUGAAGAGACGGAACUGUUUGGAGGCCACACGCAACCAGAUGAUGCCGAAGUAGAAGAACCUCCGCUCUUUCCCUCCGCCGAUCCUUGUACCUCUCCUUUGAGAAAAAGUCCAGGAAGGCAAGAAGAAAACACGAGUCAACGAUCAUUGAAUCGUCCUUCGUUUCCUCUGGAAGCUGCUGAGAUGCCUCCUCAAAGCAUCAUCGCUCUUGAUAAUGACGCUAUCGAGCCGACGGGAAAGGUGAAAAUUGGGGAAGAAAGUAAAAAUACCGAUAUAGAUGUCGAGAUGCAAGCAAAGUGCGUUUCUGCCAAGCCGGUCAGGUUCACCAUUGCUCCAGCUUGGCAGCGGUCACUCUCGGGAGGCUCGAGCUCAACGGACAGUGUUUGCCUCGCAAGCUCUCCGUCUUCUCCUCCCAUCAAACCAGAACUGUUUGAAGGAACACCUCGAGCGGACUCCGCUUUGCCAGGGUGUUUAUUCAGACUUGAGAGGAGUAAAAGCAUCACGAAUCCCGCGACCGAGCGGCCCAACAAGGCGUCGCGUGGCCAGGAGAGCCCGUUUGGGGUGAGGCUGAGGAGGACCUCUUCUCUCCUCAAAUACCAGGCGGAGCCGCAGCGUCAGGAGGCACCAAAACAAGCUCCAUCGUCGGCGUCUUCCGGAGCCGCCUCGGUCUUGGUCAAAGAAGAGCCAAAAGCACCCGUUUCUGAGACUCCACCGCCAAAGAGAACGACAGGCAGUGCCAAGGGUUUGGCAGCAAAAUCUAUCUUCAAGGAAGAGAAAAAGUCCCUCAAGGCCAAAGCAGAAGAAGGGACAACAAAGCAGCAGAUGGGCAGAGCUUCAGAGCAAAGCCCGUCCGCACCUUUGGAAACGCCGUCGCCUGAACCGGCAUGGAUUUCGAUGGCAAAACUCAAACGGAGAGGCUUCCAGGGCCUCCCUCUCGUCCAAGGACAGAAAAGAGGCGAGAAAACUUUGGCCAAAGCAGAACAAGCCGAGGAGGAGAAGCACACUGGACUUUCACCGCAGGAAAAGCACUUGAAUCUUCCUGUAUUGAAAAACAGCAUCCCGCUCCAUGUCCUUGAGACGAAAGCACAGCCAAAGAGGACCACGUCGGCUCCAAAAGCAAAGCCCAUCAGAGCGUCUUCUCGGGAGGCCCAUCCGACGGAGAAGGAACCACGUCCGUUGCCGAGCCUGCCGCUCUCUUCUUGCGGAAGCCCUUCGGAGCCGCCGUGGCUUUCUCUGGCCAAGCAGAAGGCCAAAGCCUGGAGCGAGAUGCCCCAGAUUGUGCAGUAGCCGCGCCGGAGACUCUUUGCCCACCGGCCGCGUUAACAAGGCCUGAUAAUGUCUUCGCUUGGGAACGAGGAGCCACCUUCUCAUGUGUGGUCAUGCCAAAAAGUAUUUUGGAGACAUGUUUAACUCAAGCUAACCAUUGGCGUCCGUACGCUGAACGCUUUCUCUGGGAGGGAAUCGAUGCUUCAGGAAUGGUCACCCAAGGUCAGAGAUCCCACCAAGAAGAACAUUGAAGGGUUUCUCCUUCCAAAGAUUGUAUUUUCAAGGCAAGUUGGGCAGUAUUUCCACAGCACAAUGCUCCAAGAAUGGUCAGAGAUCCCACCAGGAAGGUUCUUGAAGGUUUUCUCCUUACAAAUAUUGUCUUUUCAAGGCAACUUGGGCAGUAUUUCCAUAGCAAAAUGCUCCAGGAAUGGUCACUGAAGGUCAGAGAUCCCACCAAGAAGGAUAGUGAGGAUUUUUUCCUUCCAAAUAUUGUCUUUUUCAAGGCAACUUGGGCAGUAUUUCCAUAGCAAAAUGCUCCAGGAAUGGUCACUAAAGGUCAGAGAUCCCACCAGGAAGGUUCUUGAAGGUUUUCUCCUUACAAAUAUUGUCUUUUCAAGGCAACUUGGGCAGUAUUUCCAUAGCAAAAUGCUCCAGGAAUGGUCACUGAAGGUCAGAGAUCCCACCAAGAAGGAUAGUGAGGAUUUUUUCCUUCCAAAUAUUGUCUUUUUCAAGGCAACUUGGGCAGUAUUUCCAUAGCAAAAUGCUCCAGGAAUGGUCACUAAAGGUCAGAGAUCCCACCAAGAAGAACAUUGAAGGUUUUCUCCUUCCAAAUAUUGUCUUUUCAAGGCAAGUUGGGCGGGAUUUCCUUAGAAAAAUGCUCCAGGAAUGGUCACCAAAGGUCAGAGAUCCCACCAAGAAGAAUAUUGAAGGUUUACUCCUUCCAAAGAUUGUCUUUUCAAGGCAAGUUGGGCGGGAUUUCUGCAGCAAAAUCCUCCAAGAAUGGUUACAGAAGGUCAGAGAUCCCACCAAGAAGGAUCAUGAAGAUUUUCUCCUUCCAAAUAUUGUCUUUUUCAAAGCAACUUGGGCAGUAUUUCCAUAGCAAAAUGCUCCAGGAAUGGUCACCGAAGGUCAGAGAUCCCACCAAGAAAGAUCUUGAGUCUUUUCUCUUUCCAAAGACUGUCUUUCAAAGGUAACACGGGCAGUAUUUCAGCAGCAAAAUGCUUCAGGAAUGGUCACCGAACAGAUGUCUUUUGGUGGAUCUCCAAAGUCUUCCAACUUGGCACUGGAAUUGGAGACGUCUCCGCUUUUUAUCUGGACGUUUUGCUCCGUUCUCGAGAAGCUAGGACUGAAAUGAGACUAACCUGAGACUAACCUCACCCUCACUGAUACUAAAUUUCCUUCGUAUCGGUGAGUUUGGUCUGUUAACUACUAAACCCCAAGGACACCAAAAACAGAGUCAGUUCCUGUUUAUUUGUUUGUUUGCUUUUCGUGUUCCUCCUCCAAUGUAUGUACAUACGGUUUUGUAAUCCUUGUAUUUUUUCCUCCUUUUUUUAGUUCAUUAUUAAAUACUGGUUAUUAUAAGAGA